AUGUACACAUAUAUGUAUCUAUAUUCCCGUUUGCCUGCUAAAACUGGCCCGAGAGGAGGGCCGGGGAGCGGAGGGAUGGAGCUUCUGAAUCUGAGUGCAGACCAUUUCACUAACGAGAAGAUGACUUUCUCAGCUCUUUCCUCACAAGAGGGAGCCCAGUCCCCAGAUUCCUGCGCCCACUCCCCGAGGCCAGCUGGGGACACUGCCCAGGAGCUGGCUGUCCUACCUCGCUCAGUGAGGGCUGUCCUUUCCCUUGGACCCCGUCCUCCGAGCCUAUGCUGGAAGGGGGGCGGAGGGGCUUGGGGCCAGGUGGAAAGGGAGUCUUUUAAAUAA
Molecule: messenger RNA, 333 nt
Organism: Pipistrellus nathusii (Nathusius's pipistrelle)
Lineage: Eukaryota; Metazoa; Chordata; Mammalia; Chiroptera; Vespertilionidae
Source: the annotation of a GenBank genome assembly